Talaromyces amestolkiae is the source of this 1314-nucleotide messenger RNA. RefSeq lists its product as uncharacterized. Bases 1 to 1314 code for a protein of 437 amino acids. The record is from RefSeq and is a predicted model, not a curated record. Gene Ontology annotation, molecular function: inositol phosphoceramide synthase activity. NCBI's taxonomy places the organism in Eukaryota, Fungi, Ascomycota, Eurotiomycetes, Eurotiales, Trichocomaceae. The transcript has 2 exons. Gene Ontology annotation, biological process: sphingolipid biosynthetic process; inositol phosphoceramide metabolic process. Gene Ontology annotation, cellular component: inositol phosphoceramide synthase complex.
AUGAUGAACCCGACGAUAUCAGCUCCUUCGUGGAAGGAUCGACAAAAAUCACAGUUUAGCAAGGUUCAACUUCCAACCAUGCCAUGGCGAUCAUUCAAACUCCUCAUGCCGCAUCGCAUGAGGCGAAGACUGCGUUCGAAGCUACGCAGUAGAAUAUCUCCCGCUACUUCGAUUGCGUCGCUACAGACUUCCUUCUCGCCCAAAGACACUCUUCGAUCUCUGCAGUCGUAUCGCUGGAGCGUCUACGACUUUCAAUACUUGCUUCUGGCUAUUAUUGGUAUAUUUUCGCUCUGUAUGAUUCAAUCGGCGGAUCCUUUCGGCAAGACAUUCGUAGCCUCGGCUCUCUUGUUGUCCUUACUUUUGCCGAUUACUAGGCAGUUCUUCCUCCCAUUUUUACCGAUCGCUGCCUGGUUGAUUUUCUUCUAUGCUUGCCAGUUUGUUCCCUCUGAAUAUCGCCCCGGUGUUUGGGUUCGCGUCCUACCGGCCUUGGAAAACAUCUUAUACGGCGCCAACAUCAGCAACAUCCUUUCCGCACACCAGAGCGUGGUGCUUGACGUGCUCGCGUGGAUUCCUUAUGGACUCUGCCACUACGGGGCACCAUUUGUGUGCUCGGCUAUCAUGUUUGUCUUUGGGCCGCCCGGAACAGUCCCGGUGUUUGCCAAAACAUUCGGCUACAUCAGUUUGACCGCCGUUUGCAUUCAACUUGUCUUCCCCUGCUCUCCUCCAUGGUACGAAAACACCUAUGGUCUGGCGCCCGCCGACUACUCAAUCAAAGGCGAUCCAGCUGGACUAGCUCGUAUCGAUGCUUUGCUCGGUAUUGAUCUCUAUACCUCCGGUUUCCACGCCUCGCCCGUCGUGUUUGGUGCUUUCCCGUCCCUUCACGCAGCUGAUUCCACGCUCGCUGCUCUCUUCAUGAGCCAUGUGUUCCCCAAGCUCAAGCCACUCUUCGUUACCUAUACUCUCUGGAUGUGGUGGGCCACCAUGUACUUGUCCCACCACUACGCCGUGGACCUCGUCUGCGGUGGUAUCUUGGCCGCCGUGGCUUUCUACUUUGCCAAGGCUCGAUUCCUGCCGCGAGUCCAGCCCGGCAAGCGGUUCCGCUGGGACUACGAUUACAUUGAGAGGGGCAGUGGAUCGGAUGAGGAGGGUUACGAUUUGGCUCCUUUCAAGCGCCAUAUGCAUGCCGACAGUGACGAAUGGACUGUUGGCUCUUCUUCGUCAAUAUCAUCUGGCUCUCUCUCACCCGUUGAGGAUCAACACCUGUGGGAAGGUGAAACUCUCGCCUCUAUUUCCGACAUUGAGUCCGGGCGCUAG